AGGACACGUUGUGGAUCCGGACUCCAGAGCCGGCACUCCUCCCUUCCUUCCCCACCCCCCGCGCUCCGUCGAGGCCGAGGUUCGGGUUCUUAAAGAGACAGACACCGCCACGUCCCGUGGGGAAACUGUGGGGGAGGGGAGGGGGGUGGGCGGCACAAGAGAAUUCUCAAGCGUGUGGGGUCUUCUUCCUGUUUAUCUAUACCCUUUUCUUUAUUGAAAUAUAAAAUAGUAUAACGAAGGACGGUUGUCAAGAGGCAAAAAGUCAUCAAUAUUCCUCGCAUUCUUUUUUGGCCACAAAAAUUUAAUUAACCGGUGAUGGAGCGGAUUAGUCAAAUCGCUUCUGAGUUGCGAAUGAGUGAUCGAGGGCGGGUGAUGUCUGUUCACGUGGACACCCCCAGUAAGUGUGGCACUCCCGCGCCCCCCUCCUUCUGCCCCGGGUGGGGCGGGGGCGGGGAAGCGGUAGGCUAUGGCCUCCCGCACCCCCUUGUCCCCCAAAGCGCUCACCGCCACCCCCAGCCCGGCAGGGACCCAGUAAACCACGGCGGAGGUGCACUGGCGGACCUGCUGAGAAACGUUUUGCCCUGCCUUCUGUCUUGGCCUGGUUACGCCUACACUGCCUCCCCCUUUGGGGACCAUUUUCUCCUCACUGAGAAAGCCCGCCUUGGCCUAGGACCUCGCCAGAACUUCUGCGCUCCCCUGUCUUCUGGGCUUGCUUCCAGCACCGCGACUGCUAUUGUCUGCCCAUCUUUACCAGCUUGGGAGCGAUCGGAUUGCAAGGACCAGGAACGUCUCUUGUCUCUGGGUGCCCCAAGCCCAGCACGCAGUACUUGUUCACUGAAGGUUAACUGUAGAGUGGACAGGUUCUGGCUGGCUGAGUCCCAGAAUCCUAAUUCCCGGCUCACACGAAGUGGAAACUGUGGCUCUGGCCUCACCACACCCGACCCUUGUGAUCAACUGAGAAGACUUUACAUCUGACUAAUCAAUAUAUAUGAUCAAGCAACAAAGGCCUUAGGAAGUGACCAAUUUGAUAAUGCAUCCUUGCCAUGGCUGUCCUUCCUUCCCUGCUUUAUAAUCCCCAUCCCUCACUCUUGGCUCUUGGACUCACACUUGCCAAUAAAGUCCUCGUAUGAGGAACCUACAUUAAGGCGUGCUGGUACCAAGAACGGCCCCCAGGAAUUAGCCCUCAGGUUGGAAUUUCCGGACUGGCCUGCUCAGCGGUGAGAUGGCCAAAACCCCAUUGCUGGGGUAAGUGUGUGUGUGUUGUGGGGGUCAGGUGAGAAAACCACCAAGGCUAUGUAGUUCUUCUCUUGGAAACAGAAAUAAAAGUUAUAUGGAUAUAUUAGUCAUAGUGAUAUACAAGCUUUGGCUCAAAAUGAGAUAAGAUUCAAAGAUGACUGGUUUAACUAAAUUCUCAACUGCAGGCUGUUUUGCUCCGAGGGGGUAUUUGGCAAUAUCUGAAGUCAUUUUUGAUUGUUGCAACUGGUGGUGUGCUACUGGGGUGCUCC
This is a messenger RNA of Lutra lutra (Eurasian river otter), 1505 nucleotides long. RefSeq lists its product as uncharacterized. The record is from RefSeq and is a predicted model, not a curated record. The transcript has 2 exons. Lineage: Eukaryota; Metazoa; Chordata; Mammalia; Carnivora; Mustelidae. Bases 316 to 975 code for a protein of 219 amino acids.